This is a messenger RNA of Leopardus geoffroyi (Geoffroy's cat), 4655 nucleotides long. It is a transcript of the gene FAM8A1, whose product is annotated as family with sequence similarity 8 member A1. NCBI's taxonomy places the organism in Eukaryota, Metazoa, Chordata, Mammalia, Carnivora, Felidae. Bases 115 to 1362 code for a protein of 415 amino acids. The record is from RefSeq and is a predicted model, not a curated record. The transcript has 5 exons.
GCGAAUUGUUGACGCCUGCGGCUGCUGCGGUGGCGACCGGGCCGUUGGGGAGGGGCUAGUGGGGGAGCGAGACGGCGCAGUGACAGGACCGCCGAGGGUGCUGCUGAGGCGACGAUGGCAGAGGGGCCGGAGGAAGCCCGAGGCCGCCCUCCCGGGCAGGACGACGGCGGAGGGGACCCCGAGCCCGUCCCUUCCCUGAGAGGCCCUCCUGCCGCCGCCGCCCCACGCCCCCGGGACGGGCCGCAGGCCGAACCCCAGGCCCCGGGCCGGCCCCCAGCCCCGGGCCUCGCGCUAGCUGCGGCCGCCGCCGAGGAAUCGGAGCCGCCGCGCGAGCCCGGGAAGUGCGGGGAGGCGGCCCCCGGCUCCAGUGCGGGGCCGCAGGAGCCGGCAGGCCGCGAGGCGCCCGAGGCCGGCGCGCCGCGAGAGAGGCCGGCGCGGCUGAGCGCCCGCGAGUACUCCCGGCAGGUGCACGAGUGGCUGUGGCAGUCCUACUGCGGCUACCUCACCUGGCACAGCGGCCUGGCCGCCUUCCCCGCCUACUGCAGCUCCCAGCCGCCCCCGCCGAGCUACCCCUCGGGCGGAGGCGCCGCCGCCCCCCAGCCCGCGGCGCCGCCGCCCCCCCAGCUGGGCUAUUACAACCCCUUCUACUUCCUGAGCGCCGCGGCCGCCGGGCCCGACCCGGGGGUGGCCACCGGCGUCACCACCGCUGCUCCCGUCGCGGGCCUGGGACCCCGGGCCCCGCAAGGGCAGGGAUCCGUCCGCUCAACCCCAGUGACCAGAGUGGGAUCGGCCGCUCCUUCGCGAACCCCGAGCGAGACCGGGCGGCAAGCAGGCAGAGAGUAUGUUAUUCCAUCCUUGGCCCACAGAUUUAUGGCAGAAAUGGUGGAUUUCUUUAUUCUGUUCUUUAUAAAAGCAACGAUUGUCUUAAGUAUUAUGCACCUCAGUGGAAUAAAGGAUAUCUCUAAGUUUGCUAUGCAUUAUAUAAUAGAAGAAAUAGAUGAAGACACAUCAAUGGAAGACUUGCAGAAAAUGAUGAUUGUGGCUCUUAUAUACAGAUUAUUAGUUUGUUUCUAUGAGAUAAUCUGCAUUUGGGGAGCAGGCGGAGCCACCCCCGGGAAGUUCCUGCUGGGGCUUCGAGUUGUGACGUGUGAUACCUCAGUGCUUAUUGCACCGAGUCGGGUUUUAGUGAUUCCUUCCUCAAAUGUUAGCAUUACAACGUCCACUAUACGAGCUUUGAUCAAGAACUUUUCUAUUGCUUCUUUUUUCCCUGCUUUCAUCACACUGCUGUUUUUUCAGCAUAAUCGAACAGCCUAUGACAUUGUAGCAGGAACCAUUGUGGUAAAGAGAAAUGGGGUCAGAUGAUGCCCCAAAAGAGCCCUGAAUUCCAUACUCUCUGGAAUGAUGACAAGACUAAAUUAUGUAUCAAGGCCAUCAGUAUCCCUGGGUUACACUACUAAUUGAUGAUUUAGAAAUUAAAGCAGUCGCUCCAGUGUGAUGCAGGUGACUAUUCUGAAAGUAUUGAUAUUACUUGAAUGCCAAAGAACUUUUCCAGAAGAAAAAUCUGUUAAAUUUAAAUGUUAAAAAUUUUUAGAUUGAAAAGAAGGCAAGUGAUUUUAUAAUCAACAAUGGACAAUAUAUACUUUCUUAAGAUCUAAGGCAUUAGAAUUUGCUGAAAGCAUUUUCAGCUCUGACAUCUCCAGAUGAAACUUAAAAAAUUUUGGUUUAUCCCAGAAUGAUGGAAAAGUCCAGUUGUGUUUUGUAAACACAUUAACUCCUAUUUUAGUCAACACUUCUUGGGGCAAUUGUUGUCUUUGCUUUUGGGGAGGGGGGUGGGGACACAAAUUUGAUAACCCGCUUAUCUCCCACUCUGGGAGGAAGUGAGUCAGCUGCAAGAGAGAGGGGCAAAGGAGGCAGGCCUAGGUUCCCUUACUGACGUUCUCAGAUCUGUACUGCAAUGCACUGUGGGAAUGAUGCCACUUUACAAGUAUCGUUACUGUUCUAACAUGUAUUUGGGGCAAGUUUUGCAUGAUGAUGAAAAAGUAUUAAGUCAUAUUGCUGUAUUACUGAUUUUUUUAAAGAAAAGGUAAGUUAGUGGUUGCUUUUGGUGGGGGGAGGGGGGUCCUAAAUUUUCACCAUAAAUUAAAAUUACAAUUCAUGUGCAAGUGUUUUUAGUGCCCUAAAUCAAACUAUGUGGGGGGAAAUUAUUCGUCAAAUUGUUGCAUAUUUACUGUAAAACAACAUUCCCAGUAUGUGUGCAGCAUGAAGAAAGUGUUAGUGCUUUUCAGUGUUCUAAUAGAACUUCUGUUUCUAUAAGGAUAUUUACACACUAGGUAGUUUCCUUUUAUAUUUUAUAUAGUUCUAGGACUUUUGAAACCUCAAGGAGUUAAAUAAUCAUAGUAUUUCAUGGUAAAAUACUAGGUAGCCUAUUAAAUAUUAGCAAUUUUCCCAUUAUGAACUAUUCUAAAACAAGGACAGGUAUUUCCAGACAUUUUUCUAAGUUCUUUGGGCCAAAACCUCACUUUGGGUCUGCCAGGGAUGGUGUCUUGAAGGAAAUGUUAAGUAACAGUUUGUAUAUUGCCAUUUUAAUUUAUUCUUCUACUGAGGCAAAGCUUAGUGUUUUAAGUAUGUGUGCAUGUUUUGUUAGAUGGCCCUGUUAGCUGUGUUGAGAGAAUACCUGAAAAAGUUUUAUUUCUUAGGCGUUUUCUCCAACCCUGGUACUAUUUUCCCAAAAAACACUAACCUCUGUUGGACACUUCAUAAUUAGAUUGCUUAAAAGAUCUUGACUUUUUUUUUUGUCUUUAAUAGCAAAUGAAAGGUAUAUUAUCACUUUAUCAGUUUUUAAAGUGGGUUUUUCCUUUAAAACUGAAAGUAUUCACAUUUGAUGUCUAUAGAAACCUUAACAGUGUCCUUAUUAAUACCUUUUUAUCAUAAAAUUUCAUAAGCCAUGUUUUUCAAAAUAAUUUUACAUUAAAUUCAACACCACAGAAAGCCUGUCCGUUAAGUGCGUCCAGGUACUCGACAAAUCAUUCACUUGUUGCCCCUGGGAAGAUAUUUAGCUUGACGGCCCUUCAGGGUAAGUGUUACCCAAACGUACCACUCAGUAGUGUACUACAUUAGCAUUGGUGGAUACACUAUUUUUGCCACUGAUGGGGGAGAUCCAGUUGCAAUGUCCUUCAGCCAUGUAGCUCUGGAGGAGAUCUUUAUAAUUUCCUCUCAGAAAAUUGGAAGGUUCACCGUCUAGGCUAUUUUAAUGCAUACAAACAAAAGCAAGUCACAUCACCCAGUUUAACUUCUUAAAAAUUGCAUAUUUUCUAUAUCUGAGUUAUUCAGAAUCCUAUCUAUGUAGGUUCAUUUAGGUCCAUCUUAGGGUUCAAGUUACAUAACCCGAUAAAAUAAAAGUAUUCCUGCUUUGCCUUUACAACAAAUUGCAAGGCUGUUUGUAUUUCUGAAUGCACUUAGGAAAAGAUAUUUGAUGCCCAGAUCAUUGGGAAAAAAAUGACAAAAAAUGGGGAAGGAAGAGUUCUUUUCUCUUCGGGUUGUGGUGGGGGGGAGGGGGGUGGGAAGCCUCCCAUCUUUUCAAAAACACUUUUCUAUUUGAUGUAUUUCAUUUAUAGAAAAUUUCUGCAUCAGAGUAUAAUUCUCAUGCCGAAGCUCUAGCCUAAAAAGGCAAAAAGAUAGUUGUUUUCAAAGAAUGUUUACAAACAUUAUUCAUCACUUUUACAAGAUAAGUAAUAAGGGAACAAAAAUCAAAAGUAAGCAGAGUAAAAGAACACUAUUGCAGUGAAAGUGCCCUAAUGAAAACCACAGAAUAGGCAGUUAACUCAGGCAUCUAGAAAAAUCUCAGUACCUACUAAAAGUAGCUAGAGUGGUGGUGCGCCGUAAGAGAAGUCUGACUUGAGUGUUCACGCGGGCCGAGGUGAGGAAACCCGAGGAUGACAAGCCUCACUCUUUUUGACUCAUCUGUGACCAUAAAACUAAAGCCAACACUUUUUUGGAUAGAAAGCCUUCAAAGUAUCGCCCAGCUGAUACCUGUGUAGCACUGGUUCAGAAGUGACUUAAACAUUUACCUUCCGAUUUUACCCAGAUAUUUAGGAUUUAAAAAAAAAUGGUUGAGGGCCCCUUUGUCUAAAUGAUAAAAUUAAGGCUUUCGUGUCCAUCGUUUCAAAUGACAGGAAAAGUGGUUUUUAGCUGCAUUAAAAGGAUUUGUUCCCUUAUGGGACUUGGUUGGGUGUUUUACUUAUGCGUGUUUCCAGCAAAGGAAGACAAAAAAGGGAGUUUACUUGCUACUCGGGAGGAGGGCUUUCUGAGAGGAGGGGUAGGACGUUUUCAUUCUACACUUACCCUGUUCAAAGCUGUGGUUCCUUUGGAGGAAUAUGCCAACAGCAGUGUUCGUAAAACCUGACCAGUGUCAUUUCACGUACUUGCCGUUGCCCGGCCUCCAUCCCAGAGGCCAGAAUCUUUUACAAGAAGUGCUUGCCUGGGUGACGUUCCUCCUCUCCAGCUGUGUGUCUAUUUUCUUGCAGUUCCUUAUAGUAGGACUUGACCCACAAACAGUAUCUGAUGGCCUGCCUAUAAGUAAAAUUCAGCAUUCUAUUUUUAAUAAUUUGUAUGCCACCGAUUUGUAUUCUUUGUCUCAAUAAAUACUUGAUCACCGA